Messenger RNA from Laccaria bicolor S238N-H82, 1500 nucleotides. RefSeq names its product glutamate decarboxylase. Bases 1 to 1500 code for a protein of 499 amino acids. Gene Ontology annotation, biological process: L-glutamate catabolic process. Gene Ontology annotation, molecular function: glutamate decarboxylase activity; pyridoxal phosphate binding. Gene Ontology annotation, cellular component: cytosol. The transcript is spliced from 12 exons. Lineage: Eukaryota; Fungi; Basidiomycota; Agaricomycetes; Agaricales; Hydnangiaceae. The record is from RefSeq and is a predicted model, not a curated record.
AUGUCUCUUUCUCGACACAUCAACGCCGAAGAGGUUAUCGAAGCUUGCAAAGAGCAUCCUCACAAGAAACACUCCAUCCGCGCAAGCGGAUCCGGAACGGGAUACCACCAAACCUGGCGCCGCGAUGAAGACGCCCAACUCGCGCCCAAAUAUACCUUGCCCAAAGUCGGUAUACCAUCGAAAGCCGCUUACCAAUUACUGCAUGACCAGACUGCUCUCGACGGCAACCCUCUACUGAAUCUCGCAUCAUUCGUGCACACAUGGAUGCCAGAAGAAGCCGACAAGUUGAUCAUGGAGAACAUCAACAAAAAUAUCGUCGAUUUGGAUGAAUACCCAGCAGCUUCAAUUAUCCAUAAUCGCGCCAUCUCGAUGUUGGCCGACUUAUGGAAGGCGCCCAAGGAAGGCAAGGUUAUCGGAACUGCUACAGCGGGAUCCUCGGAAGCUAUCAUGCUUGGAGGACUUGCCAUGAAAAAGCGUUGGCAAGAAGCCCGCAAGGCGGCUGGGAAGGAUUACUUCCACCCUAACAUCGUUUUUGGUUCCAACGCCCAGGUCGCUUUGGAGAAGUUCGCCCGAUAUUUUGACGUGGAGACACGCCUUGUCCCUGUCAAAGCCUCCAACGGAUUUAUCAUGGACCCCAACGACGCCUUGCAGUUCAUUGACGAAAACACAAUUGGUGUCAUUGUCAUUCUCGGUAGCACCUACACAGGCCACUUUGAAAAUGUAGCGCUCAUGAGUAAACUGCUCGACGAUUUACAGGAACGCACCGGCCUUGACAUUCCCAUUCACGUGGACGGCGCGUCUGGGGCUUUCAUUGCACCAUUUGCAUACCCGAAGCUGAAAUGGAGCUUUGACGUUCCUCGCGUGGUGUCAAUCAAUACUUCAGGACAUAAAUUUGGUUUGGUCUAUGCUGGAUUGGGUUGGGUCUUGUGGAGGGACGAAAAAUACCUCCAUAAAGACUUGGUGUUCGAACUUCAUUAUCUUGGAAGCACAGAAUAUUCGUUCACGCUCAACUUUUCUAAACCUGCAGCCCCAGUGAUUGCGCAAAUGUUCAAUUUUCUCAAUCUGGGCUUUGAAGGUUAUCGUAAGAUUGCAAUUAAGGACCUUCGCAAUGCGCGGUUGCUUUCUCGGGCUUUGGAAAAUACUUACUUCGAGGUUUUGAGCGAUAUUCAUCGUCCCGUUAAGGGAGAUGCACACGCUAAACAUGACGUUGACGAUCCUGAGCAUUAUCUUCCUGGGUUACCUGUGGUGUCGUUCAGGUUGUCGGAUAAAUUUAAACAGGAGUACCCUCAUGUCCAGCAGGGCUGGGUCCAGUCUUUGUUGAGGACUAAAGGGUGGAUUGUCCCUAACUAUAACGCACCGCUGGGCGCGGCGGAGGUUGAAAUUUUACGCGUUGUCGUUCGUGAGACACUGAGCCAGGACCUCGUUGAGAGACUCAUUGUCGACAUUUUGGAGAUUACCGAAAAACUCUUGGGUAAGACGAGAUUCUUAUCUAUCGAAUAA